This is a messenger RNA of Myotis davidii, 2382 nucleotides long. It is a transcript of the gene MUL1, whose product is annotated as mitochondrial E3 ubiquitin protein ligase 1. Gene Ontology annotation, biological process: organelle organization; protein ubiquitination. The record is from RefSeq and is a predicted model, not a curated record. Gene Ontology annotation, cellular component: mitochondrion. Bases 186 to 1244 code for a protein of 352 amino acids. NCBI's taxonomy places the organism in Eukaryota, Metazoa, Chordata, Mammalia, Chiroptera, Vespertilionidae. The transcript has 4 exons. Gene Ontology annotation, molecular function: ubiquitin-protein transferase activity.
CGCCCCCCACUUCCGGUGUGGAUUACGAAAUCGCUUGGCGACCCGAUAAGGGUUUCCGGGAAAGGUCUCCUGGGCGAGGGGUGCGGUCCCGGGUGGGAGCGAGGUGGAGGGAGAGUUUCGGGCCGGGGUCGCGGGGCCUGACCUCGCUGUCCCCCCCACCCCCGCACUCGGGGUUCGGCGCAGCCAUGGAGAACGGAGGGCGGCCCUCGCUGGGCCAGUUCAUCCUCCUGGGCACCAGCUCCGUCGUCACCGCCGUCCUGUACUCCGUGUACCGGCAGAAGGCCCAGGUCGCCCAAGAGCUCAAGGGAGCUAAAAGGAUCCACUUGGGUGAAGACUUAAAGAGUAUCCUUUCGGAAGCUCCAGGAAAAUGUGUGCCUUAUGCUGUUAUUGAAGGAGCUGUUCGGUCUGUUAAAGAAACGCUCAACAGCCAGUUUGUGGAAAAUUGCAAGGGGGUGAUUCAGCGGCUGACGCUUCAGGAGCACAAGAUGGUGUGGAACCGAACAACCCAUCUCUGGAAUGACUAUUCAAAGAUCAUUCACCAGAGGACCAACACGGUGCCCUUUGACCUGGUCCCCCACGAGGAGGGCGUGGGUGUGGCCGUGCGGGUGCUGAAGCCGCUGGACUCCGUGGAUCUGGGCCUGGAGACGGUGUAUGAGAAGUUCCACCCCUCGAUCCAGUCCUUCACUGAUGCCAUCGGCCACUACAUCAGCGGGGAGCGGCCCAAGGGCGUCCAGGAGACCGAGGAGAUGCUGAAGGUUGGGGCCACCCUCACGGGGGUGGGUGAACUGGUCCUGGACAACAGCUCGGUCCGCCUGCAGCCCCCCAAGCAGGGCAUGCAGUACUAUCUGAGCAGCCAGGACUUCGACAGCCUGCUGCAGAGGCAGGAGUCGAGCGUCAGGCUCUGGAAGGUCCUGACGCUGGUGUUUGGCUUUGCCGCGUGCGCGGCCCUCUUCUUCAUCCUCCGGAGGCAGUACCUGCAGUGGCAGGAGCGCCUGCGCCUCAAGCAGAUGGAGAAGGAGUUCCGGGAGCACGAGGCCCAGCUGCUGAGCCAAGCCAAGCCCGAGGACCGGGAGAGCCUGAAGAGCACCUGUGUCGUGUGUCUGAGCAACUUCAAGUCCUGCGUGUUCCUGGAGUGCGGGCACGUGUGUGCCUGCACCGAGUGCUACCAGGCGUUGCCAGAGCCCAAGAAGUGCCCCAUCUGCCGGCAGGAGAUCACCCGGGUGAUUCCCUUGUACAACAGCUGACAGUCUCGAAGCCCCACGGUUACACAUGAAAGGGAGCUCUCCCCUUUCAGGGGUUUUAUCUCAAGGCCUUACAGGAGUAUGGCGGGGAGGGGAGGGGAGGGGCAGCUGCUAUCUCCAGGUAUGACUGAGGGAGGGAGUCGGGGAGCCGUCCAGAACUCACACUUGAACCUGAGAGGGAACCUUCCCAGCACAGGAGAGUCCGAGCCCAGCCUGGGGGGGUGCUGGCCUGGCCUCCCUCCCCGGAGCCCGCCAAGUGCGACUGUGAGCACCUCAUCGCUCCGGCGCCAGAGCCAGUGAUCCUCAGCUCGUGCCCCCGUGUCUUCGGGUCCUUUCUGGUGACUCUGAUUCUUGUGGACUUGAGCCUUAAGUGACUCAGAGGCGGGCAGAGUCGGGCUCAGUGUGACGCACGCCGCUUGGAACUGCCUCUGGAGAGACUGUCCGGGUCGCUCUUCCUUUUGCUCACACCCCAGGAGAAAAUUGUAAGGCUGGACACGUCACUGUGGCCCUUUCCCCUCCCUGCUUGCCUCCUAAAUGCGUGUACCUGUGCGUCAGGACAGGAGACGGAAGUCCAGCGUCUGCUUCUCCCGAGCAGAACAUGACUCUGAACAGCACACGGAGAGCGGUCACCUGGGGGUGGGAAUGGUGGGCUCAGUGGUGGGUUUGGGGCCCCAGCAGGGGCAAGGAUGGCCAGCUGGCUGCCCAGCUGGCUGCCCUCCUCCUGGUGUCUCUGCUGCCCCCACCUGGCGGGGACUGGCUUUCCACAGCACCCCACCUCCCACAGGAAGCAAUAAGGGCGCUGCUGCCCCGCCUCUGGCUGUCAGCUUCUCCCUCAGCCUCACCAGCCAGCACCCUGAGCACAGCCUUGUCCCGGCUCCCUCUCCUGCAGUGAAAGUCGACAGAAAUGCCUCGGGUGUAAUCACAUCACCCCCCUCUUUGUUGCCUUCACCCUCCACCUGCCCCUCCUGUUGUGAGUGGAAGAGAAGUGGUCAGCGGUCUCCACGGCUCUUUCUUUUCUCCCUGCGCCGAAUGUUCAUUCUCUCGCGAUCCUCCCUUUGCGGGGGAGGAGGGGUGCUCUCAGGGGCUGGCACCACUUCGGUGUCCAGCGUGGACAGCACAAAUUAAACAUCUUCCAACCAAG